GAUAAACCUCAGCGCCGAGCUUAAUUCCGCCUUGCCGCACUCGUAGGGCUGAGGUCUGCGAAGGGCGAUAGCGCGACAACCUCUCCCCGCUUCACCUCUGUGACCAAGCUCCGUCGCAACAUCAUGGUUUUGUGCAAGAGAACCCCGGUCACGUACGUGCCGCCGCCCACGGGCGUCAACGACAACCAGCUCGUAUGGACCAUGAAGCUGACCGGUGAAAUCUUCACCGACUACGAUGAGUACAUCAAGAGGUUGGACUAUUAUCGCACGAAGCAAUUCACCAACUUCAUCAGCGGCCAGUCUGGUUUGACCUUCUUUGAUGCCUACGAGGCCGAGGAUGAGAAUCAACGCGAGGUCGAGCGCUUGUUUCCGCCUGCAUUGCGCUUUCAUGUCUGCCGUCGCGUCCAUCACUCGACAUCUCCCCGGUUAGACGAUCUCGUUAAGUCUGUCUACCGGGAGCUCCAGCAUGACUUUUAUCCUGGUGAGGAUGUCCUUGCGCAUGUCGAAGACAGCACCGAUCGUCUCAGAGGCACGAUUCGGGACAAGAUCACCUUUUCGGACGCCACGAGGAACCAAGCCCCACUUUCAAGGUACUUCGUCACCAUUGAGGGCGGAGAAGCUGGUCAGUCAGACGCGUUAUUAGACAGCAAGUGUCUGUCACGGAAUAGGAACCAGUUCACACGCGGCAUCCUCCGGAGUUAUAUCCGCCACGUCUCCUUCAAGGAAGGCUACAACGAUGCUCCUUGGCAGGUCAAACCUCACCUGGUUGCAGAGUUUAAGCUUCCAGCAGCCGUCCCAUAUGAGCUUACUAAGGAGGGAAUCCAGUUGAGGAAGAAGCAAGAGGCGGCCGCGACCAAGUCAGACACCCAGUUCUUCGAAUACGUGCGCGGACCGAACCAGCAGAUGCAGAAACAGGCUCAGUCAAAUUUCAUUCACCAAUUCCAGGCACAACCUGUACCGAUUCCACAGGCCGGCAUUUUCAAAACGACGCCUAGUGGUGCCAUGCAGCCAUACUUUCCGCAGCCGACGAUGCCGUAUCCCUUCCCCGCAGAAGGACAUUAUCCGGCGCAGACGUCUCUUCCGCAGAGACCGACUCAGCAGGCGGCACCUCAACCGCCGGAUCGCCCAGUCAAGUAUCCCAUCGAAGAUCUUAUGCUACCCCUCUCGCGCAAUGGCUCCAAGCGUCCGGCUUGCAAAUUUCUCUCUGACGACGUACCUGAUGGUGCUCAACCUCCGACCGAGAAACUUGGCAUUGCCAUGAAGAACGUGGGCAAACUGCUGUCUCUGUGGCAGACUCUGAACGUCCACUCGGAAGUCUUCAUCCUGGACUCCUUCACCGUGGAUGACUUCAUCGAUGCCCUUAAGUUUGAUGGAGAUGCAAACAACUGUGAGCUUCUUGUUGAGAUUCACUGUGCUAUGCUCAAACAGCUGGUUGGGGCUGAUGGCAAGACUCUGGUGCUCUCCGACAUAUCUCCGGAAUUCUCAGAGGAAGUCGAACCCGAAGAGGGAGCCGAUGAGGAUGAGUCGACCCCCGAACGCGAAGAGACGCCGCCUGCGAGGCGUACUCGUGCUAGCCUUAACAAACUGGCUGAGAAAGAGCCCGAGCCAGAAACGAAAGUAUCUCGCGAGCCAGUGCUGAAGAACAGAUCUCACAAGUUCCUCAAGAGCUUCAACUGGAUCAAAGAGCUUUCAAAGCGUAACUUCCAGGGCGGCGGUUGGCAGGCCAUUCUGGUUGGUGUUAUACUCCAGGCGACUCUGUAUCCUUCCCACAAGGAAAACUCUGAGCAGAUUUUGGCUCAUUUGAUGCCCCUCGACAUGAAGCCAGAAGUAGAGACCGCUCGUGUCCAGUUCAACACCAUGGACAUCAACCUGCGCAUUGCGGCACUCGAGAUCUUGUGCCGUUACGCAAUUUCAACUGUAGAGCUCCGCGGCUAUAUGGCUACUUGCAGCACGAACAUGACAACGAUUCGCAACUCCAAGAUGGAGAGGCAGAAACUGCGCAAGGAGCUUUUGAAAAAGCUUGUAGUUCUGGAGCAGCGUCUCAAGACAACGGAGAACCCGUCCCAGUCACCUCCCCAGGAUGCUAAUGGUGAUGUCAGCAUGACCGGAACAGAGGAGCCUGAUGCCACUGAGGAACCCAGUAUUGUCGACACCGAGGACGAGAAACCAACCAAGGGCCGUGUCCUCCGAAAGGGUAACAGCCUAAAGCGCAAGCGUGGCGAGCAGCUCCCCAAGAAAGUGGAGACGGCUGAAGAAAAGAAGCAGAAGGAAUGGAAGAAACUGAACACAGAGAUCGAGAACCUCCGCAAACAAAUCGGAAAUUGCGAAGUCAAAAUCGAAGACUAUGAUGAAGAGCUUCGUCAAAACUAUUGCCAGCAAUUGAGGCCCCUCGGCAGAGACCGGUUUUGCAACACAUACUACUGGCUUGAGCGUUGGGGCAUGCCGAUGGGAGGUCUGCCUACCAGCUCAACGGCCAGCUACAAGUACGUCAGUGGUCGUGUCUGGGUUCAUGGCCCCGACGAGCAGCUCCAUCAUGGUUUGCUUAAUCUCUCCCCCGGGGAAGACGCCGAGUAUAAACUCGAUAUCAGUGUGAAAGAUCGCCGCGAACACGAAGAGGGCCCUGGCUACUUUUCCAAUGCCAACGAAUGGGGCUAUUACGACGACCCUGAGGAUAUCAAGAAACUCAUUGAUUGGCUGAACGACAAGGGUUUCCGUGAGGUGAAGCUCAAGAAAGAGCUCGUCAUUUGGCAAGACUCGAUCGUGGAGCGUAUGAAAAACUGGAAGAAGCACAUGGCCGAGGUUGAGGCUGACAAGACCGCCGAGGACGACAGCAGCGGUAUUCAAACUCGCAAGAAAGCCUACCAUGAUGCCGAAGAAGUUAAACGCCCGUGCCUCAAGUGGAAGAACACUUGGGCCGUCGAAGAAUUCGGCAACAAGCACUAUGGACGCUAUCCCAAGAAAGCCAAAAAGGGGGGUCGCCGCUCCAGUUAGUUGCACCUACUGCAGUUUUGUCGACAUUCAAAUUCGUGAACGGCAAGUCCGAGUGGCUUGCAACGUCUUUGUCUUCCUCUCCAUGCUUGUCCUUGCCAUUUGCUUCUGCGUUACGGAUUCAAGGAACAGGUCGUACAUACCAAAGUCGAGGGUCACACCAUGACUCGAUGACUGGUAACAGCCUUGCGUCGCUUCUGUGGAUGCCUACUCUGGCGACCUUGCAUUGCUUUGUGGUUGCUUCCUCUAGCAUUUGAGCGAUUUUUCUCCCUUAGUUUGCUCCUUUUCCCCCUCGUCACCACAGCACUUUG
Messenger RNA from Aplosporella prunicola CBS 121167, 3299 nucleotides. RefSeq lists its product as uncharacterized. The record is from RefSeq and is a predicted model, not a curated record. The transcript is spliced from 7 exons. Lineage: Eukaryota; Fungi; Ascomycota; Dothideomycetes; Botryosphaeriales; Aplosporellaceae. Bases 124 to 2991 code for a protein of 955 amino acids.